GAGAUCCCUCACCGCUGACAUCACCGGGAAGACAGGAAGUGACAGAUAGACAGAAGAAGAAAGAGCGAGGAGCUCCGGGACGAAGAGAGACGGCAGGAAGUGGAGAAGAAGAAGAAGAAGAUCAUGUCCUGCAGGAAAUGUCACGACAUGUAAGUAGUUCAUGAGUCAGAGAGUGAACGAGUAUAAGGGGUAAAAACUGUGUAUGAGAAUCUUUAUGUGCACCUGCAGGUAAAGAGGACAGGACGAAUUAUUGAAGUAGGUCUGAACUGGUUUAAACAAACUGGUUUCCAUCAGUGUUUGUGUUCUCCCAGUCUGAGAUCAUGCUGGAGGAUAAAGCUGAUCACUGA
Messenger RNA from Xyrichtys novacula (pearly razorfish), 347 nucleotides. The record is from the annotation of a GenBank genome assembly. NCBI's taxonomy places the organism in Eukaryota, Metazoa, Chordata, Actinopteri, Labriformes, Labridae.